Messenger RNA from Uranotaenia lowii, 2082 nucleotides. Its product is annotated as laminin subunit gamma-1-like. Gene Ontology annotation, molecular function: protein binding. The record is from RefSeq and is a predicted model, not a curated record. NCBI's taxonomy places the organism in Eukaryota, Metazoa, Arthropoda, Insecta, Diptera, Culicidae. Gene Ontology annotation, cellular component: membrane. The transcript has 6 exons. The coding region runs from base 352 to 2082 and encodes 576 amino acids.
GGGUUCCGUUGGGUCUCAUCUUUUCAGUUGAGUUUCAAUUUAAUCUCGGUAACGUACGGACGGCGCGUAAGGUGAAAGUGAUAUAAGAAUAGAUAACAGAUUAUGUUCCUAGACUAGUGUUAUUUGAUAGUCUAAAAAUAGUACUCAACGGUAAAAAGAAUAAAAUAGCUUUUAAAAGGGAUAAAAUUUCCUAACUUUGGUCAAAAACAAAAAGAAGAAAAACAAAGCAAAUCAAUCAAAGAAGUAAUUGCUUCAUUACUGGGUGCAGCCGCAAUACCCAAUCGAUUGAUCAACAAAGAAGAAAUGUCCAUUCAACUUGUAUAGGUAGUCAUCAACCGUUAAGCCAGCAGCAUGAUACGAAUGUCAUUUCUUACCACUAGUAGUUUUUUCGCGAGUGCAAAACGAUGGCGAACAAUUGGCUGGUGGAUUGUGCUGCUUUUGGUCCAUCGAUUAAUGGCCACCGAUAUUGGUUCCAGUGACGAUCAUAUAUGCAUUCGAUAUGAAAGUUUUACAGAACUAGAAACCGUUCCUCGGAAUGAAACUAUACAAAUACUUACCAGAGAAUGGUGCCUGGAAAUACCUCCUCGAUGUACAUCUUACCGACCAGAACUUAAAGAAGUCUUCGUAAAACAGAACGUUACCAAAACUCGUCGAAUAGAAUUCUGCUGCGAGGGCUUCGAGGAACGAUUGGAAGAGACGGUUACCUUUGAAGGGAUCAGCUCCCCACCGAAAAACUCCACCAUCCGGCUGAAUUGUCGCCCGAUUUGCCGCGGCGGUUGUGGCCGCGGCACUUGCGAAGCACCCAACCAAUGCAGCUGUGAGGCCGGAUUUACCGGAAAACAUUGUACGCAACGAUGUCGCAACGGAACUUGGGGCGAAAACUGUAAGCAUCGAUGUCACUGCCAGAACCAUUCCCUGUGCGAUGGCAAAACAGGUCACUGUCGAUGUUCGGAUGGCUGGAUUGGUAAUCAUUGUGAAUCGCCAUGUCCCGCAGGUCAUUUUGGAACUAUGUGCAAGAGCAAGUGCCACUGCAACACUUCAAGAUGUCAUCACAUUUCGGGUAAAUGUCUGGCUGAUCAUAGUCAGGUUAUGUUUGAAAACAUUACUCGAAUCGUGGAAAACAUCACUUCCGGUGAAAGCACGGAGAGAAUAUCUGCGGAACAGUGGAUCAAAAUUGAAACUGAGCCUGUCUCCCCUUCAACAACUUCAACGACCACAUCGAUUCCAAACAACGCGACUUACGCGCAAUCCUUCCAAGAAUACAUUCCUUCGAAUGUCAGUGUAAGUUUUGUACCUUUGGAAAAUUUGACAACGACCACAGAAGCCACAUUGAUCAAUGAUUCAACAAUUUACGAAAUAUUGGCAACAACAACCAAAUACGAAAUAACUUUCAUCAAUACCUCAGUAGAAGAUGUAAGCUCUCAAUCUGAUGCGGAGAACAUAACAUCGUCGAGUGAACCGAGUGAAUUUGUAUUUGUAGAAUCAGAAGAACGAUCCGAUCUGAUCGAAUUCGUCGAUGACAAAGACUACGAUGAAAAGGAACAGGAAGUGAACCAUAAACAGGCCGUAAUAACUAUAUCCUGUUUGCUCCUUACGCUAGGUUUACUUCUAUCAGUAGUAGCGUACAUGAAGAAAAUAAAUCGUCGGGCGAUCGAAGUUCAAAGGCAAAAACAGCUACCCGCACUACAUUGCAAAACGGUUAUAACCAAAGGACCAGAUAGCCCUAGAGUUCUCGAACCUCUUCCUGAACCACCUCACGUAAUCUACACCAGGGUGAAGGCGAAAAACCAAAGGAAUGCUCUGAACGCGCAAAUUGAACACUACGAUGUUCCAAUCAACAACUCAUCGGUUUCGCCAUUCCAAUUUCCCGUCAUCAACGGAGUAGUGAAGUUGGAUGGAACGCAGGCCAGGAAGUACAGCAUGGAGCACAUCUAUGACGAAAUUCAGUAUCCGGCACUGGGUGAUCCCAACGAGCAGCAGCAACAGCAGCGUGCCGACGACAAUGGCGACGUCAACAGUAUCGAGUGUUGGCCAGCCAAGGUCGCUCCGGUUAAGGUGAUCGACGAAAUUAAGGGGAAAUAA